Molecule: messenger RNA, 201 nt
Organism: Clunio marinus
Lineage: Eukaryota; Metazoa; Arthropoda; Insecta; Diptera; Chironomidae
Source: the annotation of a GenBank genome assembly
AUGUAUCAAGAACAAUUUUCUUUCCUCACUUUUCUCACCUAUGUAGUACGAAAUAUUCAUGAAGAAAGUUAUUUAAUUUCAUGCACUGCAUUUGCAUUUACAUUCACAGAAAAGUUUACUGAAGUCGUUGAGAAAAAUGGAAAAUUCUUCUCAUUUUUCUUUCCUAAUGAAAAAGCUUUAAUUGCGAUCUCAAAUAAUUGA